CCGGUUCCCGUCCCGUUUCGGCGGGGAGUCUAUGUUGCAAGCUAGUUCUUGCUUUACCAGACUUUAAGCCCACACAAGCACAAGCAAGCCAAGUGCAGCCAGACUGAAGGCGACGUAGACCCAACUUGAUAAUCGCGCGGCGCCCACCCGUCGGCUCUCGCGCUGCGCAUUCAAGCGAAUGCACUGAGUCACACAGCCCCUGCGCGCUUGGGGUAAACUAGCUCUCACUUCCGACAGGCAAUGCUGCGGGUUGCGGCCCGGCAGCUCGCAGUAGCUCGCCCAGCCACCUCUCUCGCACGCCCGCGCUCAUCCCGUCGCCAGGCCUGCUCCGCGACCAUGAUGGUGUCUCCGCCGGAGCUGGCGGCGCGGCGUGCGGGCAUCAGCCUGCACGAGGCCUUUGCGGUGGACCAGGUCAACUUGGUGGAGCGGCUGGGGCAGGAGGUCUUCCUCUCGCUGUCCCGAGAGUUCUACGACAGAGUCUAUGCAGACCCAGACCCAUCUUUUCACGCCGUGUUUGCGCACUCCCCCAAGGAGACCGCCAUACGCAACAACUUCGAGUUUCUUGUGCAGCGCUUUGGGGGCCCGCCGCUCUACUCGCAGCGGAAGGGCCACCCCGCCCUCCCUCGGCGCCAUGCCCCACACGACUGCUCCGAGGCGACGGCGGAGCGCUGGAUGAUGCACAUGGAUGCAGCGCUGGCGGCGGUACCAGAGGUGGAUGCCGACUCCCGCCAGCGGCUGCACGCCUACUUCAGGCACACAUGCUUCUUCCUGGUGGUGGCGCAGGAGAUGCGGCAGAGCAUGGAGCGCAGCGCUGCGGCCCAGCAGCAGCGCGCGGCUGCCGCAGCAGCACCGGCUGCCCCAGCCGCAGCGGCCGCCGCGGCGGCAGGGCCGGGGCAGCAGCAGCGGCAGCAGGUGGUGCCGUCUGGCUGCCCGAUGCAUGCCCAGGCUGCGCCGCCGGCUGCCGGCCAGGCCUGA
Chlorella variabilis is the source of this 975-nucleotide messenger RNA. RefSeq lists its product as hypothetical. The coding region runs from base 241 to 975 and encodes 244 amino acids. Lineage: Eukaryota; Viridiplantae; Chlorophyta; Trebouxiophyceae; Chlorellales; Chlorellaceae. The transcript is spliced from 6 exons. The record is from RefSeq and is a predicted model, not a curated record. Gene Ontology annotation, molecular function: heme binding; oxygen binding; oxygen carrier activity. Gene Ontology annotation, biological process: oxygen transport.